Molecule: messenger RNA, 4507 nt
Organism: Bacillus rossius redtenbacheri
Lineage: Eukaryota; Metazoa; Arthropoda; Insecta; Phasmatodea; Bacillidae
Product: ankyrin repeat domain-containing protein 13D
Exons: 13
Coding region: 192-2030 (612 amino acids)
Cellular component (GO): cytoplasm
Molecular function (GO): protein binding
Source: RefSeq, a predicted model, not a curated record
UUGAAAUCUGUUUCAGAAUAUUGUCGUCUGCUGUCAGACAUGUAAUUAAAUUUAUCAAUUAUUUAUAAUGGUCUGUGACGUUAGAACGUUUUAAAUGGGAACAGUUAAAGUUGAAUGUGCACAGUGUGUUUACUUGUGACUUCUUAUGCCGUUUAAUAUUUUUUAAACUGUGAAAUUAUAUAUGUGUCAAAAUGCCGUCUGUUGAUUUUAUAAAAACAGAAUAUCCAUUACACUGGUUAGUGUGGAACAAUCAGUACAAAGAACUGGACAAGGAAUUGUGCAAAAAUGAGGCGGACAAGGAGAAGAAGGACGUGCGCGGACGCACGCCGCUCAUGCUGGCCGUGACGCUCGGCCACCUGGAGUCGGCCCGCGUGCUCCUGCAGCACGCCACCAACGUCAACACGGAGAACACGGACGGCUGGACAGUUGUGCAGGAGGCGGUGGCGACGGGGGACCCCGAGCUGCUGCAGCUGGUGCUGGAGAGGCGGGACUACCAGCGGUACACCAGUCGCAUCGGCGGCAUCCCGGAGCUGCUGCAGAGGCUCAAGGAGGCACCAGAUUUUUAUGUUGAAAUGAAGUGGGAGUUCACAAGUUGGGUUCCGCUGGUGUCGCGCAUGUGCCCCAGCGACACGUACAAGGUGUACAAGCAGGGAUCGAACGUGCGGAUCGACACGACCCUGCUGGGCUUCGACCAGACCAGCUGGCAACGAGGCAACCGCAGCUACAUCUUCAAAGGACAGAGCGAGUCCGCCGUCAUGAUGGAGGUGGACCACGAGACGCAGCAGGUGUACGUGGAGACGAUGCGCGUCGUCUCGCCCGAGGACCUGCAGGUGCUGCAGCCCAGCGACGAGGUCGUCUCGUCGCGCCUCACCACGCCCAUCGUCUCCACGUACGUCGACACGGACAAGAUCAGCUUCGAGAGGAACAAGUGCGGCAUGUGGGGCUGGCGCUCGGACAAGAGCGAGCAGGUGAACGGCCACGAGUGCAAGGUGUUCGGGGCGAGCAACGUGGAGCUGGUGACCAAGACGCGCACGGAGCACCUCACCGACACGGACAAGAGCCGCGCCCGCGCGCCCAGGACGCCGCUGCAGUCCUUCCUGGGCAUCGCCGAGGUGGAGGAGAAGCAGGCGCUGCCCGACGGCCAGGACGAGGAAUACUUCCACCUGGGCAACCCGUGCAACAUCUCACCCGAGGAAUACUUCGACGAGACUGCGGACCUCAAAGGCCGGGACAUAGGGCGGCCGAAGGAAAUCAACACGAAAAUCCAGAAGUUUAAGGCGACUCUGUGGCUGUGCGAGAACUACCCGCUGAGCCUCCAGGAGCAGAUAAUGCCCAUCGUGGAUCUCAUGGCCAUCUCCAGCUCCCACUUCGCCAAGCUGAAGGACUUCAUACAGAUGCAGCUGCCCGCCGGCUUCCCGGUCAAGAUCGAGAUACCUUUGUUUCACGUGUUGAACGCGAGGAUCACGUUCGGGAACAUAUUCGGGUUGGAUGAGGAGAUCCCGGGCGUGACGAGGAUACACGAGGACGAGAGAGUGUCCUGCGUGCUGGAAGACUCCUGCUUCGCCCCGCCUGCCGCUUACACCAACCUCGGUGCGGAAGUCAGACGGCAGUUCAGCAUCGAGGAAGAAGACGACCUUCUGCAGUUCGCGAUUCAGCAGUCUCUCAUCGAAGCAGGCAGCGAAAAAGACGAGGUGGACAUAUGGGAAGCCUUGCGAGCGCAGAAACCAUCACGACCAAUGACGCCCGGCAUUCAAGCCGAAGAAGAGCGACAACUUCAGAAGGCCAUCCAGGCCAGCCUGGCGCUGUACGCGAGCGACGGGGGGCCGAGCCCGGCCCCCCGCGGGAGCCCCGACGGCGGGGAGGACGACGCGCCCGGCGGCGGCCCCCGGGUGCCGGACGACCUCGACGACGACGAACUGCGCGCGGCGCUGGCGCUGUCGCGGCGCGAGCGCGAGGAGGAGGAGCGGCGGCGCCGGCAGGAGGAGGAGAUGCUGCAGCGGGCGCUCGAGCUGUCGCUGCAGGAGAAGUGACCCCGCGCGCCCGACGCCGCUCGGCCCGCGCGUGCCGGCGACCUUCCCGGCCGCUGUCGGCGGCGAGGACUCCGCCUGGUGAUCUUCCCGACGACCGCCGCGGUUCUCAGAUCUGCUAUCGGCGGCGAGGACUUCCAACUCCCAUCGCAAACACGUCUUAAAUAAUUUUUUAUUGAUUCCGAAAUAAACAACUUGUGUGUGUGUUCAUCCAUCUGAACUACCUUUUUAGAAAUUGUCCGAAAGGGGAUGGAAACAGCGAAACCUCAUUAAUUCGAACCGGCCCUAAAGUAAAAUCGCAGUUUUGAAAAAAAUAAAAAAUAAAACUGUUUUGUCGGCCCUGCCGAAUGAAUGUUCUGUCCACCGCGGUCCCGGCCGGCUGUCGGCGGCGAGGGCUUCCGCCUCCCGGCGCAAACACAUCUGAGAUAAUUUUUAUUGAUUUUGAAGCAAACAACAUGUGUGUGUUCGUCCAUCUGAACUACUUUUUUAGAAAUUGUCCGAAAGGGAGUGGAAACAGCGAAACUUCAUUAAUUCAAACAGGCCCUAACGUGAAAUUGCAGUUUUGAAAAAGAAAAUGUUUUGUCGGCUCCGCCGAAUGAAGCUGAUCGUCCGCAAAAAAAAAAAAUUCAUCUCAAGGUGGCAUCGCAGCAAGUGAAACACUGUCCCAGAAAUGUAAGUUUCUUAUUCCGGUACACAACAGAAACUGUAUUUUAAGUUUCAUUGUUAACACCUUCUUUUUUUGAUGAUGAUGAUGAUAAUAAUAAUAAUGAAUGAAUUCAUAUUUUUUUAUUAUGCAUGUAACAUGUCUGUGAGAAUCUGCAACCUGAGAGAAAUGUAAGGAAUGUGGUCAUAUUCAAUUGAACACUUGAAAAUUCUGUGUACAAGUCAUUGUUUGGUGGAUAUAAGUAUUUUGCAAAAGUCCCUCAAAAUUUAAUUAAUGAGGUUUCGUGUUUUUUUUUUUUUUUUUUUUUUUUAACUGUGUAAACAUUGUCGUGUGGGCCACAGAAAAUUUUAAUGAAGAAGCUGGCAUGUAGGAAGGAAGCCAUCACUAAACAGUUUGUUACGCUUAUUUUAAUUUUUAUUUUUGUUAUGAUUUUUUUCCGUUACGUUGUUCAGAUGCGGUAGCUUCUCAGAACUGAUAUUCCUGUAUUUGGGGCCAGCAAUUCUUUCAGAAAAAAAAACAUGUUACUUUCAACAGUUAUCUAAACACUUCAGUAGCAUAGAGUGCAAGUUGUGUGCUGGGUAGAAAUGAGUUUGUACUUGAACAAUUGUUUACUUCUCUAUGGUUGUAAAUGAACUCUUAAGGUAAAUAUAUACUAUGUUUUUUUUAAAAGUCACUGAUAAUUUAAAUAUUGUAUCUGUGAUUGUAGACUCCGUUAUAAUAUAUAUAACACAGGCAUAGCUAAGAAAAAUAAAAUUUCUUACAGGGUAAUAAGGGAAUUCUUAACUAUUGUGAUUCAAACAGGUAAUAUAUUUAUAAUUCUUUCUUGUUAGUGGAGCAAAAGCAAAAUUAACGUCAAAAGCUGAAGCACAUGUUUAGUUUUUUUCGUAUUAAUGUUGAUUGGUGACUAGUCACAGAGCUUUAUUUACAUGUAUGAGACUAACCUUACUACAUACUAUGUAGGUACCAAAUACCUAUGUUCAUUAUAAAAAUAUUUUACAAAUCUUUGCCUUUCAUUCAAAUUAUGUACCUACUGAUUUAAAUAAAUUUACUAUGAAAUGUAAGUUAAAAUCUAAAUGUAAAAAUUGGAUCCCAUUGUAAAAAUUUUCUGCGUAAUCACUGUCAGAGCAUAUUUAAAGAUUAGUGUUAAAAAUUAGACUGACAAGUGGUUUUUUAAAAUAAAUACUAUGUACUUUAUGAAGUAAUUUACCUUUACAUUUUUUUAGUAUGUAGCACAUCUUCCAUUCUGCACGUUAAUGUAAAUAUGUACUGUGAUAAGGCAUUUGUUUUGUGACAAAAGUAUUUUUUAAAAUUGUGUGUGCAAAUGAUAUUUUCUUAGUGUUUCAGUGUAUGCACUAAUUUUCUUGGCGAAAUCUUCAUCUUUAAUGAUUACAUAGUACAUAGUGUCUUUCAGCAAUUACGUAUAUUGUAGAGUAAGAUAAUCAUAACUUAUUUUUUUUUUUGCUUUGUUCUACAAAAAGUGUCAAAUAUAAAUUAUGUUGUUUAUGUAAAAAUUGCAAAUACCAGUAUUUCUAAAAGAUCUACACAAUGUAUUUAAUGUAAAACAAAUGUGUAUUUUAUUUGAAAUUUUGUUAUUCCUAUUGUUGUUGGUUUAUGGAAACCUUCCAAACGUGUAGAGCUAUGUUUAGGAAACUUUGUGUGGUAUCUCCGAUGUAAGGCAAGCAAAAUUAUUACUGUAACAUCACACAUUGAACCUGUGCUGCUGUUUUGUGUAGCAGAUGUUAAUCUGUUGUAUAAAUUUUAGUAAUUUUAUGUUUUGUGUAAAAUCUUUAAAAUGAGAGAACUUUUUCUUACCGAG